AAAACAAUUAUGAAUAGAAAAUAACAAGCUCCUGUUGCCUAAAAACCAGUUGGAAAAUAACAAUAAGUCAGUCGUAAAUAAUAGGACAGGUACGACAUUAGUGCACCUUAAAUUUUAGACCUGGUUUGACUGAAGAUGAAAUCGAAGAGAUUAAGGAAGCUUUCAAUUUAUUUGAUACUGAGGGAACAGGCAAAGUGGACCCUAGAGAAUUAAAGGCAGCUAUGUAAAGUUUGGGAUUUGAUUAAAAAAACCCAACCAUCUUUAAUAUGAUUGCAGAAUUAGAAAAUGAGGGAAAUGAAAUUGAUUUCGAUUAGUUCUUAGAUGCCAUCACUUCUAAGUUGGGGAACAGAGAAACCAGAGAUGGAAUCAAUAAAAUCUUUGACCUAUUUGAUGAUGAUGGCAGUAAUGCUAUCAACUUGAACAAUUUAAAACGAGUAUUGUUUUAUUACCAAUAUUUUAGGUGGCUAAAGAAUUAGGUGAAACUAUGACAGCGGAAGAACUUGCAGAAAUGUUAGAAAGAGCAGCUUCAAAUGGUCGAGAAAUUUCAAGAGAAGACUUUUAUAACAUUAUGGUCAAAAGAGCCUUCUGAUAUAUAUAU
Paramecium octaurelia is the source of this 598-nucleotide messenger RNA. The record is from the annotation of a GenBank genome assembly. Lineage: Eukaryota; Ciliophora; Oligohymenophorea; Peniculida; Parameciidae.